Messenger RNA from Micropterus dolomieu (smallmouth bass), 1729 nucleotides. RefSeq names its product neudesin neurotrophic factor (gene nenf). Bases 72 to 599 code for a protein of 175 amino acids. Gene Ontology annotation, cellular component: membrane; endomembrane system. The transcript has 4 exons. The record is from RefSeq and is a predicted model, not a curated record. Lineage: Eukaryota; Metazoa; Chordata; Actinopteri; Centrarchiformes; Centrarchidae.
AGCAUAAUCUCUCAUAUUUCCGACGGCUUUAAACGCAGCUAAACCCCCAUAUAACAGCGGCAGGGAAGUGGAUGAGAAAGUUUCCGCAUCACACACGUCCAAAUAACGAUCCUACCAUGGUAACAGCACGGAUUUGUGUCCUGGUUGUCGUCCUUACUGCGACUUUAGCAAAAAACGUUAUAGUAAAAUAUAAACCUGGCACCAAACCUGUCCGGUUAUUCACUGAGGAGGAGCUGAAGAGAUACGACGGCAGCGAGGAGGGACAUCCUAUUUACAUGGCAGUUAAAGGAGUGGUGUUUGAUGUCACCAAUGGUAAAGAGUUUUAUGGAAAAGAUGCACCAUACAAUGCCUUGGUUGGUAAGGACUCAACUCGGGCUGUGGCUAAGAUGUCCCUGGACCCAGCAGACCUGACACCAGAUACUGCGGGCCUCACUGAUGAGCAGCUGAAGUCUCUGGAGAGCAUAUUUGAAGACACGUACAAAAAAAAGUAUCCCAUUGUGGGUUACACAGCAUCACGCAUCCUCACCGAGGAUGGAAGUCCCAACAAAGACUUCAAACCAGAGGAUCAGCCUAAUUUUCAAAUCAAAGAUGAGUUUUAAUCUCAUUUACCUUUUUGUAAAAUGUAGUUGUGAGAAAGUCUUGUUAUGGAGGACUUUGUUAGCUUUUUGAAUUCUUUCUCUUUACUUGACCAGAAUCAGAACCUAAUUUAUUUGAACUAAGCUUCACAUGCUUCUUUAUUAUAUGACAUAGCUUUAAUGUACCUUUUUUAUGUCAUGAGUAGAAGAAGUCUGUUUUGAUAAACUUCAGGGAAUGGAGAAUAAAAUGAUGUAGAUUUUUAACACACUACACUUGUGUAUCAUAUUUGACCACGACUGGCUUCCAAACUAGUUGUGAUGACACGUGAAACUCAGAUUUAAGGUGAGCAAAGAAACUUUCAAAAAUGAAGUAAUAAUAAGUAAACAUACAUUUUUGAAUGGAGGGGGACUUUAAUUGUUUUUUUGUUUUUUUUACCUCUAGCCUCUACAUACAGUUGCAGUGCAUUAUAUGUGGUUACCGUGAGCCUUUGUCAGAGCAAUAAGAACAAAUAAACUUAAUGAACACAGGAACAUUAUUAGAUUUCACAGAAAGCCAUACAUGUCAAAUUAAAUGCCAUUUAGCGAUUAAGAAAGGGGAGAGUGAGCUGACAGACCAGAUAACUAGCUAAACAUCAGCACUCACAUUUCCUUGAAUGUGAUUUUUGUAGGAUUCUAACAGUCUUUCUCAUCAUUGAUCGUGAAGAAUGGCUUAAUCGUUCAGUCUGUACAAUAUCACAAAAUUGCCCAGCGCAGUUUCCCUUAACUCGGUAAUGUCUACAGAUCUCUGUCUCUAUUUGUCCAAACCCCAACGUAUUCUAUAUACAGUGAUUUAAAGGGAAGAAAAGUAGAAAAAUGGCACAUAUGAGAAGCUGGAGCCAUAAAAUAUCAGGCCUUGAGUCUUUCUAAACAACUUUUUAUUAUUAUCAAAAUUGUUGCCAAUUAAUUUUCGGUUUACUGAAUCUUCUAUUAAUUGUUAUAGCGCUAGAUUUUAGUAUAAAAUGUAGGCAUUAAAUGCAUUAUCCACUAGAGUAUGUAUGUAUGUAUGUAUGUAUGAAAUUAAAAAACACUGAAUUUUUACAUGAUUAUAAUCAGUUCAUUUGUUUUGUGCCUGAUUUUGUUGUUGUACAAUUAUCAUUAAAGUCUGUAAAUCUCAA